AUGUCCAAAGCGACCAGAAUGCUUGCCAACAUUCUGUUUAUUGGAUUUCUGGCCAGCGUCACCGGAUUCUACCUUCCCGGUUUGGCUCCGGUCAAUUUUUGCGAGCUCGAGAAACCAAAUUGUCCAGUGAGUUGUUUACUUUUGUAUGCGGAAGCCGAACAUUACUGAUAUUGAUUAUUGCAGAGCAAUGUGUCACUCUACGUGAAUCAUCUUGAUAGCGACCGCUCUGUCAUACCGUACGAGUAUCACAGGUACAAUUUUUAAGGAAAAAACAGUACAUAGAAGGAAGUGAAUAUUUUCAGUUUCGACUUCUGUACGGUCAAUGAGGACGAGUCACCGGUCGAGAAUUUGGGACAAGUUUUAUUCGGUGAACGAAUUCGGCCAAGUCCUUACAAAGUAAAUCACAUGACACCAAAGCCCAUACGGACUAUGAACAUCCGAUGCUUUAGGUCAAAUUCCUGCAAGAAGAAAAGUGCCGUUUGGUGUGCGACACCAAAAAGUAUGCGCGCGGAAACGCCGACGAUCUGACCAAGCUCCGACUCCUCCAGAGGGCCAUGACACUCAACUACCAGCACCAUUGGAUUGUGGAUAACAUGCCGGUCACAUUCUGUUUCAAAAACCUGCAGAAUAUGGAUGUGUGCACCACCGGAUUCCCAGUCGGAUGCUUCGUUGAUGAGCAGGGAUAUCAGCAUGAUGCGUGUGUGCUCAAUGUGAGUUGUUGUCCCUAAAAAAUGUGGAAAAAUGUCUGUGCACUGCGGGAACUCGGUACUGGGAGGUCCGUAAAUGUGACCCUAGGGAAACAAAGGGAUGGGCUAUGUUUUUCCCCCGUUUGCACCAAAAAACGUGGAGGAGCUAUGAUGUGUUUUAGCGUUUUCUGACUACCGCGGGAUGUAAUGAAGCCUUAGAACUACGAUUCUAAUCAUUCCAACCGUAUUUUGUAGUUGGUAUAGUCAGAGCCAUUGACGUCCGCUGGCUCACGUUUGGGCCCAGUCACAAUAAGAAAAAGAUUAGCAAAUUCUAAACGAAUAAAUUGUUCAGCAAAAGUACAGAAGUCCGAACAACUACUACAUCUUCAAUCACGUGGACAUUGAGAUCUUCUACAGAGAUAUGAGCAAUGACGCCAACUUUUUGGAGCACAAGGUACAUCACAUACAUAGAUUUGGUCGAACCCAAUCAUAUUUAGGUCGGAGGAAGAAUCAUUCGAAUUGACGUGAAACCGCGUUCCAUCAAGCACCGCUCCUCGUCCAACCUGGAUUGCAGCGAGUCCGCCGAGCCAAUCGCUAUUGAUGCCAAAUCGGAAAGCGCUGAAAUCACCUACUCCUACAGCAUCAAGUGGACGAAGACGGACAUUAAGUGGUCCUCCCGUUGGGAUUACAUCCUUCAGUCGAUGCCGCACACCAACAUCCAGUGGUUCUCCAUCAUGAACUCACUCGUUAUUGUGCUCUUCUUGACUGGAAUGGUUGGAAUGAUCAUUAUGCGCACACUGCACAGAGAUAUCGAUCGAUACAAUCGACUGGAUACUGAAGAGGAUGCGCAGGAAGAGUUCGGAUGGAAGUUGGUGCACGGAGACGUGUUCCGCACUCCACGCUACCCUAUGCUUCUAUCUGUGUUCAUCGGAGCUGGAUGCCAGACGUUGCUCAUGGUUUCUGUCACUUUAGGUACGUGAAAAACAGUAAAGAUAAUCUAAAUACCACCUUUUUCAGUGUUUGCCUGUCUCGGAUUCCUUUCCCCAGCCAACCGCGGAUCCCUCAUCACGUUCGCCCUCUUCUUCUACGUCUUGUUCGGAGUUGUCGCUGGAUACAUCUCGGCUCGUCUCUACAAAACUUUCGAAGGCAUCCACUGGAAAACCAACCUUGUCAUGACCGCCUUCCUGGUGCCCGGAAUCCUCUUCGCCAUCUUCUUCUUCUCCAACACACUCCUCUGGACAAAGGGAUCGUCGGCGGCGGUUCCAUUCGGAACUCUGGUUGUCCUUCUGAUCCUUUGGCUUUUCAUCUCUGUCCCAAUGACCUUUGUGGGAGCGUAUUUUGGAUUCAAGAAGCGUGGAAUUGAGGCUCCAGUGAGAACGAACAAAAUUCCACGUCAAGUUCCAGAACAAACGUUCUACACGAAGCCACUUCCAGGAAUGCUUAUGGGAGGAAUUCUGCCGUUUGGAUGCAUUUUUAUACAACUCUUCUUCAUUCUCAAUUCUAUCUGGUUAGUUUUUAGCGUGCCUCAAUAGAAGUAACGUGUAUUCUUUCAGGGCUCAUCAAACCUACUACAUGUUCGGUUUCCUCUUCCUCGUUUACCUGAUCCUCAUCAUCACUUGCUCUGAAGCCACCAUACUUCUUGCCUACUUCCAUCUAUGCGCGGAGGAUUAUCAUUGGUGGUGGCGAUCGUUCCUGACGAGUGGGUUCACGGCCGUUUACCUCUUUUUCUACUGCGUCCACUUCUUCAACACGAAGCUGACCAUCAGUGGAACGGUGAGUAUUCAGAAGACUUGGAAAGAGCAGGGCCGGGCCAAAACGUGAAGUUCUCCGAGCCGGCAGGCGCUAACUUUGCUGUUAUCAUCAAUUUUCAUUAACAACGCUCUCUAGCUUAGUCAGCGCUCGGAAUGUGAGAAUGCGAAACUGGCACUCUCUCGUGUACGUCCGUACAAUCGUAAUGUAUCACCGACCAACCCGCCAGCACGAGUGUAAACUCCCCAGCCGUGUCAUCUCUUUGCACUUUCCGCCGCGACACGCACAGAUAAGCACUCGCAUUGCAUAGGUGAAGUGUGUGGAGAGAUGGCCGAGCGGUCUAAGGCGCUGGUUUAAGGCACCAGUCCCUUCGGGGGCGUGGGUUCGAAUCCCACUCUCUUCAGAACUUUUUUGACUUCGUCGCUCGAAAUUGAAUGGACUGGGGAAUCUUGCAUUGCUCUACAUAAGACUUCCAUCUGUUAAUCUUCUUAAAUUCUUUCCGUUCGAUUUCUGUGGGAACUAGUGAAUCUGCUAUAAUAGCAUCACAUACAAUGACAAAAAGGGGCGCCCAUUUGACUUAUUUGCUACAGGGGUCAUGCUAUUCUACUGAUUCCUACUCACCUCUUGUAUAUUUUCUCAGUCCACCUCCUCCUUUUGUAUAUUUUCUCCGUCCACUUUCCUUCUCUUGUAGGACUUUGUCCGGACACCUUACACAUGAUUUUGGGUGGGGGGUCUACCAGUGCGGCUUGGAUGACGCUUCCUUCAGGAUCCCUGAAAGUCAGAUAAGUUAUUACAAAGACUUUUGGGGCACGUGGGUUCGAACCUGACCCCUGUCGCAUGGCAGUCUAAUCUCUUAGCCACUUAGCUAUGGGCGCCCCGCGAGCACUCGGGGCGCGGGGCCCCUAUAAACCCGGGGCGCGGGGGGGCGGCGCCGCUCCGCAUUGCGCGCAGCUCACGGCUUCCGGAGGGUGGCUAGCGCUCGGGAGAAGACGCCUAGGGUAAUUUUGCAUUCUGAUGCGAUUGGCGGUAACCAUUUCCUUGAAAACUUGAAAUAAAAUAGAUGGAGGCUGAAAAUGACUUGUUUUUGCGAGAAUUGAGGAAUUUUCGGCCUUCUAUCCACAUAUCUCGGUACCAGUUUAUCCGAUCGGUCUGAAACCAGGAACCACAAUAUUUCAAUGCUAGUCCAGCUGCGAAGUCAGGGUCCGCUCGGAUUUUCGCCUUCAAAUAGCCUGGGCUGGACUUUUGCGCACGGGCAACACCAAUGGCGCUCUUCUACAUAAAUAUGUUGCCAAGAAUUUUGCGGCGGCAAUUCAAAAAAUGAAAAAAAAACCGUUCAAAAAACAAGUUUCAAUUUUCAGAUUUCCACCAUCCUCUACUUCUCUUACACGUCUAUCUUCGUGUUCAUGUUCUUCCUGAUGACCGGAACAAUUGGAUUCCUGGCCACCUACUAUUUCGUGCGCAAGAUCUAUGGAUCCGUCAAAGUCGACUAA
Caenorhabditis sp. 36 PRJEB53466 is the source of this 3925-nucleotide messenger RNA. Lineage: Eukaryota; Metazoa; Nematoda; Chromadorea; Rhabditida; Rhabditidae. The record is from the annotation of a GenBank genome assembly.